Chrysochloris asiatica (Cape golden mole) is the source of this 2172-nucleotide messenger RNA. It is a transcript of the gene LRRC27, whose product is annotated as leucine rich repeat containing 27. The record is from RefSeq and is a predicted model, not a curated record. The transcript is spliced from 15 exons. NCBI's taxonomy places the organism in Eukaryota, Metazoa, Chordata, Mammalia, Afrosoricida, Chrysochloridae. Gene Ontology annotation, molecular function: protein binding. Bases 1 to 2172 code for a protein of 723 amino acids.
AUGGGGGAGUCGGGGCGGGGGGCGGGAUCGGAGUGGGGGCGCCGGAACGGGGAUCGAGGGCUCCGGUAUGGGAUUGGGGAGUGUGGGCUGUCGGACCGGGAUGAGGGACGUGGACAGAUGGAGGGGAGCUGCGAUCACCGAGUUCUCCAAGGGGCUGCUGAUGACCAAGAGAAUGGUGCUGGCAGAUCCAGGACUGAGCCUACCCCCGCCGCCAGGGACCCCUUCUCUCCCUUACUGGUGUUAGAUUUGAGUCACACUGGCCUCCAGCAGUUAGGGGAGGUCUUCAGAGUCCCCAACUUGAAACAAUUGCAUCUUCAGAGAAAUGCCCUCUGUGUGAUUCCGCAAGACUUCUUUCAGUUACUGCCCAAACUGAGCUGGCUAGACCUCCGGUUUAAUAAGAUUAAAGCUCUUCCUUCGGGGAUUGGAUCGCACAAGCAUUUGAAAACGUUACUUUUAGAACGAAAUCCUAUCAAAAUGUUACCUGUGGAACUAGGGAACUUGAGCACACUGAAAGCCCUGAACUUGAGACACUGCCCCCUGGAAUUCCCUCCUCAACUCAUUGUGCAGAAGGGGUUGGUAGCCAUUCUGACCUUCCUGCGGAUCUGUGCUGUAGAGAACUCCUUGCCCAAAGACGUUAUUUCCAAAGAAGAAAUGGUGUAUUCCCCGGAGCCGAAGGAGGCGCUGCUCAAAGAAAAGGUGGGGUUUUUCCCACCAGUUGGAAAGCUGAACUUGAGUGAAUUCAGGAUAUCUAGUUACUCUCCGGAGGAAUGGGCAAGUGAGGAGGAGAUUCGGCGCUUCUGGAAGCUGCGGCAGGAGAUUGUGGAGAAUGAGAACACCAAGGAGGUCGCCAAUCAGCUGCUCCCCAUCGAACUGCCUCCCAACCUCAAGGCUGCGCUCAGGACGAAAACGAAAGAGCACCCGAAGUCCAGACACACUUUCAGGAAAAUGCCCAGCUUCAAGAACACCCUGCCCAACCUCUCCUCGACGUUCGAAACAAUGAUCCAAGCCAAGAGAGUGGAAGAGAGUCGCAUGGCGGCCCUCAGAGAACUGAGAGAGAAGCAGAUACUGAUGGAACAGCAGAGGAGAGACAAACAAAUUCUGCAGGAGUGGAGAGGGAGACUGCGGAAUGAAAAGGAGGAGCUCUGCGGGCUCCCGCAUCCGCGGAGGAAUCUGGUAGCAUUGAGGAUUCCCUUUGCCCCGGAUCUGAUGGAGAAUGAGAGAGCCCCAGUGAAUCCACCAGGAAAACUGAAACAGAGCAAAGACAAGUCAUCACAAGUGAGCAAGGCACUGAGGGGCCGCCAGCGGUCCUCCAUUGGCUCCAAAGUGCAGAAACCUGGCCAGAACUGGGUUCUGUUUGGGCAGGGCCAGCCUUUACUGCUCCCCUCUAACCUGGAACACCAGGUGAAAGGCUGUCUCUCGGUCACACACGUGGGACCUGAGCAACAGUCAGCCAAGAAGCUCCAGGAAGAAGUCAGGAGACUAGGACUGCGUCUGAACCAAGGACAGCAGCUCACAGCUCUCCCUGGGCACCUUCCACUUCACUCCCACGCCCAGUUCCUUUGGGCUGCCACGGCCGCCAGCUGCCUGGAGCGCCCUUCUUUCGGCCUCAUCCUCACCCUUAUAAAGUCGGCGGUGAGGCCCUCUGGGCCAUCCCUGCUCUGUGCGACCGCCGCAGGACCGAGGUUCGGUAGUCCCGGCGGCGCCAGGGGCGGUGGCCUUGGCGCUGGAAGGUCCCGAACUGGGCGCCGCCCUCUUGUCGCCCGGGAAGGCGCCGAGCGCACGAGGGUCGUCCAUCAGAUCAGCUUCCUGCGCGCCCGGGGACUUCCUCUCCGCAGUGCUCUGGAGCCGCCAGCGCCCAGCGCGGGGGCGCUGCGGGACCUCAAUACCCCGGGCGCCCGACUCCGGGCAGGCCCCAGGAGGGGAGACCCCGGAGGAUUCCUCACUCUCGGGGUUGCCCGGUCGCCCCCCGGCACACAGGGCGGAGCUGCAGCCCGCGGAGCCCCGGGGUGGGACGUAGACCCUUCCCCGGCCCUGUGGAGGGGGCUCCGCAUUGCAUUCGCAACCCGACUCUGGAAGCAAGUCCAGCGCGAGUCUGCGUUUGCGUGCCGGGCGGCCGACGUAGAGACCGACCCAGGUCCGCCAGCCCGCCCGGCCCGGCCCGGAGCGCUGUGA